Alligator mississippiensis (American alligator) is the source of this 1198-nucleotide messenger RNA. It is a transcript of the gene ECH1, whose product is annotated as enoyl-CoA hydratase 1. The transcript has 10 exons. Lineage: Eukaryota; Metazoa; Chordata; Crocodylia; Alligatoridae. Gene Ontology annotation, cellular component: mitochondrion. The coding region runs from base 44 to 985 and encodes 313 amino acids. Gene Ontology annotation, molecular function: delta(3,5)-delta(2,4)-dienoyl-CoA isomerase activity. The record is from RefSeq and is a predicted model, not a curated record.
GCUCUAGCCUCCAGCCCUCGCUGGUGCCGCCCCCGGAGGCCCCAUGGCGGCGGCGGUGGCGGCGGGCAGAGCCGCGCUGCUGCUGCGCAGAUUGCUGCUGGCCCAGGCCCCGCGGGGCCCCCCCGCCCGCCCCAUGGCCGCGGACGCGGCGGCGCCGGCCUACGAGACGCUGCGGGUGACGCAGGCGCGUGAGGCGGUGCUGCACGUGGAGCUGAACCGGCCGCAAAAGCGCAACGCCAUGAACCCCGCCUUCUGGAGGGAGAUGGUCGAGUGCUUUGCCCACCUGGCGCAGGACUCCGCCUGCCGCGCCAUCGUGCUCUCCGGCGCCGGGAAGCUCUUCACUGCUGGCAUCGACCUGGCAGAGAUGGCCAGCGUGUUCAUGAUGGCGGAGGGGGACGACGCGGCGCGGCGCGCCUGGCACCUGCGCAAGAAGAUCCGCCAGUACCAGGAGAGCUUCACUGCCCUCGAGAAGUGCCCCAAACCUGUGAUCGCGGCCGUGCACGGAGCCUGCAUCGGGGCAGGUGUUGACCUCAUCUCCGCCUGUGACAUCCGCUACUGCACCGAAGACGCCUGGUUCCAGAUCAAGGAAGUGGACAUUGGGCUGGCGGCCGACGUGGGCACCUUGCAGCGCCUGCCCCGCGUCAUGGGGAACCGCAGCCUGGUGAACGAGCUGGCCUUCUCCACCCGCAAGCUGAUGGCCCCCGAGGCCCUGAGUCACGGGCUCGUCAGCCGCGUGUUCCAGGACAAGGAGGCCCUGCUGGACGGCGCCUUCGAGCUGGCGGCCGAGAUCGCGACCAAGAGCCCCGUGGCCGUGCAGGGCACCAAGAUCAACCUGCUGCAGGCCCGCGACCACCCCGUGCCCGACGCCCUCGACUACGUGGCCACCUGGAACAUGGCCAUGCUGCAGACCGAGGACAUCCUCAAGUCGGUGCAGGCCGCCAUGGAGAAGAAAAGCCCCAAGGACGUCGUCUUCUCCAAGCUGUAGCCCCCGGGAGCGCCCCCCCCCAGGAAGGCUCCCUGGAUCUGGCCCCCCUGCCCAGCCCCAUGGGUCUUCAGGCCUUUCUGCCAUGCUGGGGGCGAUCUCAGAUGCUCCCCCCACCAGGCUGUGCUGCCAGCCCCCCCCCAGUGCCCUGGGUUGUGGGGGGCAUCUCCUAAGUGCCCUGUUGAGUUUAUGAAUGAAUAAACUACCACCCGCCCA